AUUCCUCCUUUUUCAGAAGAGUCAGCUGUUUCAUGAUCAAUGUCACUGGUGAAGGGAAACAUGCUCGCCUCUUCUGCUUUCAAGCUUUCGACAGUGAUUCGGGCAAAUGGCCCAGUCAAAAACAAGACUCUAGCAGCACUCUAUGUGUCUGCUCGCAACUAUUCAAAUGGAGGGGAUGCAGAUCUGGUGGUCAUUGGAUCCGGACCUGGAGGAUAUGUGGCGGCCAUUAAGGCAGCUCAGCUUGGGCUUAAGACUGUGUGCGUGGAAAAGAAUGAAACCCUGGGAGGAACAUGUCUAAAUGUGGGCUGCAUCCCUUCCAAGUCUCUGCUGAACAACUCUCACCUCUACCACAUGGCACAUGGCAAGGAUCUUGUGAACCGCGGAAUUGAAUUCACUGGACUGAAACUGAACCUGGACAAGAUGAUGGAACAGAAGAGAGGUGCUGUCAAGGCUCUGACCGGAGGGAUCGCACACUUGUUCAAGAAAAACAGUGUCACACAUUUACGCGGUUAUGGUCGCGUGUCUGGACCUAAUGAGGUCACAGUGACAAAAGAGGAUGGCUCGCAGGAAAAAGUCAACACCAAGAACAUCUUGCUGGCGGUCGGCUCUGAGGUCACACCUUUCCCUGGCAUUGAGGUUGAUGAGAAGUCGGUUGUCUCUUCCACUGGGGCUCUGUCACUGGAGAAGGUUCCGGAGAAGCUGGUGCUUAUUGGUGCUGGCGUUAUUGGCGUUGAACUGGGCUCUGUGUGGCAGAGGCUGGGAGCUAAUGUGACCUGUGUGGAGUUUCUCGGCCACGUCGGAGGUCUGGGCAUCGACAUGGAGGUCUCGCGUCAGUUCCAGCGAUCUCUUUCCAAGCAGGGCAUCAAGUUCAAGCUCAACACCAAGGUCACAUCUGCACAGAAGUCGGGAGACAAAAUCAGCGUCAGUGUGGAGAGUGUGAAGGAUGGAAAGAAGGAGGAGCUUGAAUGCGAUACUCUCCUGGUGUGCAUCGGACGCCGCCCUUUCACCCAAGACAUAGGGCUGGAAUCUGUGGGGCUUCAGCUGGACAACAAGGGCCGAGUGCCGGUCAACUCUCGCUUCCAGACCUCUGUUCCAAGCAUCUACGCUAUCGGAGACUGUGUUCAAGGACCUAUGCUGGCUCACAAGGCAGAAGAUGAAGGUAUCAUCUGUGUGGAGGGCAUCUGUGGUGGAGCUGUACACAUUGACUACAACUGCGUCCCCUCCGUUAUCUACACACACCCAGAGGUCGCCUGGGUCGGAAAGUCUGAGGAGCAGCUCAAGGAAGAGGGUGUGGAGUACAAGGUGGGCACCUUCCCUCUGGCAGCCAACAGCCGGGCCAAGUGUAACGACGACGCUGACGGCAUGGUCAAAGUUCUCUCGGACAAAACAACAGACCGCCUCCUGGGGGCUCACAUCAUUGCUUCUUGUGCCGGUGAGCUGAUCAAUGAAGCUGCCUUGGCCAUGGAAUACGGCGCAUCAUGUGAAGAUAUCGCCCGUGUCUGUCACGCUCAUCCGACUGUUUCUGAGGCUUUCAGGGAGGCAAACUUGGCAGCUUACAGCGGCAAACCCAUCAACUUCUAAAAAUCUCACGCCUGUCACUUUUGUGAUGUUUUGUUUCUGUUUAAGGAUAUAUGUGUUGUUUAUCUAGAGAAUGGCCGGGUUGUCAUGUGAUGCACAUUGUUGUUGUUAUUGUUGUUGUGGUGGGGUAUCUGGCUUGACUGUUUCCGUGUCUGUGUAUUUAUUUACUGCUUAUUUAUGUUUUGUAAGACGAUCCGUAUAAUCUGAUUCAAUGUGGACGUUGUAGCAAUGAUGGUAAAAUUGGCUAGUGUAAUAUAUUUCUUUUACAUUACAGUGUGAAGAUUCUCAUUCUUGUGGAUUUAGAGAAAGAAUGCAGAGUUUUUCUCUCACCUUUUGUUCACAGGGCAGAAAAUGUUUUCGUUGUACGCCCCUGAACAGACUUGGAAGUUUCAUGGUGAUGAUAUUGAAAAUAAAAAAAUGUAAUAUCAUGAGAAAA
Molecule: messenger RNA, 2014 nt
Organism: Aplysia californica (California sea hare)
Lineage: Eukaryota; Metazoa; Mollusca; Gastropoda; Aplysiida; Aplysiidae
Product: dihydrolipoyl dehydrogenase, mitochondrial
Exons: 14
Coding region: 40-1581 (513 amino acids)
Cellular component (GO): oxoglutarate dehydrogenase complex; mitochondrion
Molecular function (GO): flavin adenine dinucleotide binding; dihydrolipoyl dehydrogenase (NADH) activity
Source: RefSeq, a predicted model, not a curated record